Molecule: messenger RNA, 2310 nt
Organism: Insectozyma verbasci
Lineage: Eukaryota; Fungi; Ascomycota; Pichiomycetes; Serinales; Debaryomycetaceae
Source: the annotation of a GenBank genome assembly
AUGAAUCAUCCUCCUCCACCGUUAAGAUCAUUUUCAACAAAUUCAUCACAGUUAUCAUUAAAUUUUAAUAAAACGUCAUCAUCAAAAGAUCAUUUAUUUUAUUCAUGUGAAAUAUUAAAACGUAAAUUAAGUAAAAUUCCCAAUUUACAACCAUUUUUAGAUCAAGCUUUUUUUCAAGCUGAACAAUUAAGCGAACAACAAGCAUUAUCAUUAGCUCAAGAGCAAAAUAAAAUUGAAAAUAAAUUUAGUGAUUUAAAUAAUGAUUUAAAUAGAUUAUCUAUACAGUCAACUAAUUCAUCAUCAUCAAAUACAUUAAAUAAAACAUCAACUUCAAGUUCGAUCGCUACAUCACAUUUAUUAACAUUCACUGCUGGUAUUUUACCUGCUAAUAUAAGUGUUGAUCCAGCAACUCAAUUAUGGAAAUUAUUUCAAAUGGGUGCUCCAUUAUGUAUAAUUUUUAAUUAUAUUUAUCAAGAUUAUCAAAUACCAAUUAUAAGUUCAGAUGAUUUAAGAAUAUGCAAGAAAUCAGUUUAUGAUUUUUUAAUAGCAGUAAAGACUUAUCUUAAAUUUGAUGAUGAAAAAAUGUUUACAAUUUCUAAUGUAUUUAAUGAUAGUUGUCAAGAUUUAAUUAAAAUAAUACAAGUUGUAAAUCGAUUAUUAAUAAAUAAAAAAGAAUUAGAAAGUGAUAGUGAAACUGAAUUAAUUGGAAAUAUUAAAAUUACAGAUGAACGAUCAAAAGUUUUUCGAGAAAUUAUUGAAACUGAAAGAAAAUAUGUAAGUGAUUUAGAUUUAUUAUUAAAUUAUAGAAAUGAAUUAAUUGAUGCGGAAAUUUUAUCAAGUGAACAAAUUGAUCAAUUAUUUCCAAACAUAAACGAAAUUAUUGAUUUUCAAAAAAGGUUUCUUAAUGCAUUAGAAUGUAAUAUUAAUGUUCCAUUUAAAUAUAGUAGAAUAGGAAGUGCUUUUAUUCAUGCUAGUUUGGGCCCUUUUAAAGCUUAUGAACCAUGGACAACUGGACAAUUAACGGCAAUUGCUUUAAUCCAAAAAGAAUUUCAGAACCUAAAAAAAUCUUCAAGUUUAAUUGAUCCUGGAUUUGAAUUACAAUCAUUUAUAUUAAAACCAAUCCAAAGAUUAUGUAAAUAUCCAUUAUUAUUAAAAGAAUUAAUAAAGACUACUUCUCAAAUUGAACAAGAUGAAAAUUAUUCAACAUUUAAUGAAUUAUUAAUUGCGAGAAAUUCAAUGAAAGAAGUUGCAAAUCAAGUAAAUGAAGCACAAAGAAGAUCUGAAAAUGUUGAAAAUUUUAAUUUAUUAGUUGGUAGAGUUAAUAAUUGGAGAGGAUUUAAUUUAAAAGAUCAAGGUGAAUUAUUAUUACAUGGGAAAGUAUUAGUUAAAGAUUCAGAGUCUGAAAAAGAAUAUAUUGCUUAUUUAUUUGAAAAAAUUAUAUUCUUUUUCAUUGAGAUAGAUAAUUUACAAAAUCAAAUAGAUUCAAAUAAGAAUAAAUUAAAAUUUUCAAGAAAGAAAUCAACAUCUUCUUCAAAUUCAAACAGUUCGACAAAUUUAAAUGAUCUUAAUAAAAUAAAUAAAACAUCUCCAUUGGAAUUAAAAGGUAGGGUAUACAUAUCUGAAAUUUAUAAUAUUUCGAGUCCUUCAUUAUUAGGAUAUACUUUAAUUAUAUCAUGGAGUGGUAAAAAGGAAUCUGGAUCAUUUACAUUAAAAUAUAGAACUGAAGAAACUAGAAAUCAAUGGGAAAAUUUAUUAAGAAAUUUAAAAACAAUUGAAAUGAAUGAAGUUAUGAAUAAAAAGGUUCGAAAUCUGAAUUCAUCAAAUGAUUCAAACAUUUAUGAUUAUACAGGGAAUGGUUCCAACAAUGGAGAUGUUAAAAAUUCCGGUUCGAGACAUCAUUCAUCUUCUUCAACUUUAAGUAUGAUGAAAAAUGUAACUAGAGUUAAAUCUGGUGAUUUAUCAUCAACUUCAAGAUUAUCAUCUUCAUCAUCAAGUACUACUCCAUCAAGUUCAAAUAAUAUAAUACCACCGUCACAAUUUGAGAUCACGGUUAAAAUAAUAUAUAAUUCAAUAGAACUCAAAGAUGAAUUAAUUGUGUUUUCAUUAAUACAAUUUAAUGAAUUAUAUUCAAAAAUAAGUAAUAAAAUUGUCAAUAGCAAUUUAAUAACCGAUGAUAUUUUGAUUAAUAAACUAAGGUAUAAAGAUGAAGAUGGGGAUUUUGUUGUAAUGGAUUCAAAUGAUGAUUGGAAUUUAGCUAUUGAUAUGUUACAAGAAUUAAAUUUGAAAGAAUUAACACUUUGGAUAUCAUAG